Messenger RNA from Rasamsonia emersonii CBS 393.64, 4281 nucleotides. RefSeq names its product GTP binding protein (Bud4). Lineage: Eukaryota; Fungi; Ascomycota; Eurotiomycetes; Eurotiales; Trichocomaceae. The transcript has 4 exons. Gene Ontology annotation, molecular function: GTP binding. The record is from RefSeq and is a predicted model, not a curated record. The coding region runs from base 1 to 4281 and encodes 1426 amino acids.
AUGGCUCAGCGUCGCAAUUCUCCGAGUUGGAAUCAGACAACCAAGAUGAUGAUGAGUUCAUCGCCCUUUGAUUCAUCUCCUUACAAUCAAUCACAGUCGCCUCGCCAGUUCUGGCAGGGUCGGGAUUCGGAAUCGUCGCUGAAUUCAGAGAACGCGAAACCCUAUGACCCAGAGGCAUCAUAUACCCCGUCCAAGCGGCCCUCAAUUGAGAAGCUCAAGCGCGCUUCGCGCGUCAAGAACAGCAGCAUGUUCGCGCGUGAACAGAAACAGGAGUACGAUCCCGCACACGUCCGCGUUUUGGACCGCCCGUUGGCAAGUGGACGGCCUUUCCGCAGCCAGUUCCACGCAGCGUCCAAGUCGCCAGCGUCUCCAGCGAAACAAAGCGGCCAGAAUAAACCGGCUGAAGCACCAAAACCCACGGCGCAGAGACCGCCUACACCCAGCAAGAAUCAGGCGUCCCCUGCGAAGUCGUCCCUGUCAAAGGCCACUCGAUUCGGCAACAAGCCCUUCGACCCGGAGAGUGAGAUCUGGUCCGAUGAAGCCGGAACGUCCCCCCAGCGCUUCGCGGAUGAUCAAGCCCAGUCUCGCCAAGCCAAAAGUGUCACUUUUGACGCUGCACCACCUCAAGUCAAUGAGUAUGAAAUGACUACACCAGACCCGUCCUCAAUCGCGUCAGAGUCGCGAGAGGGAAGCUAUGAUUCUGAGGAGGACGAAGCUGACGUCAGCUUCGACCGUAGCUCCUCAGCAGAUCACGAUGACAGCUUUGAUGCUUCCCUCGAAGACAUUGAAAAGACCCCUGUCGUGCUUCCGGAGGACUGGCGGUUCAUGAGCCCAGCUUCCGCUAACGACGAGCUGGUGCAAGGGGAGGAGGAUCCAUUCGUUGAUGAGCACGGCAGCUCCAAUCCAGACGGUCGGCCGACCUCAAGCAGUGGCCUCGGGGAGAGACAGUCGCGAGUUGACUCCUUCGAUUCGAACGGUGAAAGACGGCCUCUGCCGCCUCUGCCAUCCUCCAAACUUUCCAACCAAUCCCCUCGGCAAAGUCAUUCAGCAAAGCUUUCUGCCGCCUUCGAGCUUGGAAGCAACGGUGGCCAACGGAGCCUGCCGUCUCCUCCCGGCCCUGCUUCCUAUUCCAAAGCCGACAUAACCGAGGGUCGUGGUUCAAUGACGUUGGAAGACAGACUCCGAUUGAUGAUGCUGCAAGAGCAGGACCAGGGUAGUCCACAAUCUGACGCGGAGAGGCAGCGAGAGAGACGGAUGAGACGAGCUGGGGCACGGGAACGGACCAGCGGACAUGAGUUUGAAUCCAAGGAAAGCAAGGAAGAUGAUUCUAACGCGCUUGAUGAUAUGUCAACACUACCUCACAUUUCGAGAGAGUCCAUUCUUCGGAAUAUUAAGAACACGCACGACAUGAGUUAUGACGAUUCUUAUGAAUAUUCUUCUCAGCCAACUUCGAGCCCUGCUCCUCUGCCUCACUAUGACCCUGAUGUUCCGAUACCAUCUCUAGAGGACGGUCUUGAUGCGGAUACCGAUGUAGUUGUGAAAGAAGAGGAACAGAGUGACGAGGAAGAUAUUUACGCAAUCCCAGAACAUCACGACACUGGUGGGCAUGAGUUUCACGGCAAUGGUACUGAACAUGACGAUCAUGAUGACGAUGAUGAUGAGAGCCACUAUUCCCGAAAUUCGAACGAAGCGUUGCAUGACGAGAGACGAUUCUCCAGCGGGUCUGGAGAUGGUCAAACUACGCCAGUGCCCCCGAACCGAACCGAGAAUGCCACUGAAGCAGCGCCUGUAGAUGACCAUCAUGACGAGUUCGCCGCGUCUAGCAACCACGAAGAUGAGAGAGCAGAAACCGGAAGCCCUCGGCGGUCAUUGGAUAAAGAAGCGUCAGAUUCAGCUGAGAAGCACGACUUUUCUCUGGACAACGUCAGGGAAUCUCUUCAACGUCCAAUGACACCAGAAGACCAGAGUAGAGACGAUGAAGACGAGCCGUCGACGCCUGAAUCCGUCAUCCGACACCCGGUGGCAGAUGAAUCAGCAGAUGAAUCGUCAGAUGAAGAAGAACGUAUCCCCGAUCUGGUUGCGACCAUAAAGGCACCCGGAACUGGACUAAAGACUCGCCCUUCGUUGACCCCUGCCGAUACGCAGACCAUGGCUGCGGUUCGCCGCAAGGUGAGCGCUCAGGAAACGCCGAUGCCAUCUCUCACAGAGCCAGAACCCGAUCACAAAGAUGAUACAAACGAAGAUGUCCCAGACGAAUCGGACGACGCGGCUUCAGAUGAUCACCCUCCCCAGCCCUCGGCACCGAAUGUUGCACAGCGCCAGAGCAGUCUCGUCAAGCUGGACAUCCCGUUGAGUAGCGAAAGUGAGAGCCUUGGUUUCGGUCUAGACAAGGAGUUCGAUCGCGUUAUUGAGGCUCAAAAGGUUGCGUUUGAACAUGCCCUCUCCCUGAGACGUAACCCAUUCAUCUUGCAGCGUACCCCGGACACUGAACCCCAGGCACCCCGUGGAGCAGAACACAUUGGAUGCCAACCAUUCACCCCAGUUGGAGCAGUCAGUACUGACAAGCAUGUUGUGGAACAGAGAGGUUACCUCAUGCGACAAAACACGAAAGUCAUUAUUGCUAGCAGCAACGAUGACGAAUCGCAACCCUCGAAUUCAGAAACGGACCCGUCCGGGACGAAGCCAGCAAAUUCUGGGUCUCGCAAGACCAGUCAGCCUACCUGGACUGCUGAGCCUUGGAAUCCAAAGAUGCGUCGUCAGAGCGUGAGGAUGGCGAGCGGUGCCCACAAGAAGAAGCCUGGAACCGGAGGUGUUCCUCCUCUCCCAGGCAUGCCAAGUAAUGUUCAGGAUGCUCAGCCGGGCGUCGACGAAAUUGAAUCGCACGGUGCAACCGACAACUUCCAGGACGGAGAGGAACGAGGGCGCUUGUUCGUUAAGGUCGUUUCAGUGAAUGACCUUGACCUGCCGUUCCCGAAAGGAGAACGUUUGUAUUUCUCGUUGACAUUGGACAAUGGUCUUCAUUGUGUUACAACGUCGUGGAUGGAGCUCGGCCGGUCGGCUCCAAUUGGCCAGGAGUUUGAACUCAUUGUCCAGAACGAUCUGGAGUUCCAGUUGACGCUUCAGAUGAAGGUCGAAGGCACGAAGCUGAAACAGCCCCGGGAGUCGAUAGUCUCUUCCUCUCCCGUGAAGCAGAAGACUUCCACCUUCAGUCGAGUGUUUGCUUCUCCUAGAAAACGUAAGGAAAUGGAGCUCCGACACCAGCUGGAGCAGCAGCAAAAGCAAAAGGCGGACGCCAAAGCAAACUCUGGCCCCUGGGACAAGCUGAGAACACUCGUGGAUCCUGAUGGCAGCUUUGCCCGCGCAUACGUAGCCUUGAGCGACCACGAGAAAAACGCAUUUGGUCGGCCAUACACUGUGCAAGUGUCCUGCUUCAACGAAUGGGCGGUCGAGGAGCCGUCGAGUCUUAAGAGCAAGAAGAGCAGCUCUACUACUGUGCAAAAGCGCCCCCCUUACAAGAUCGGCAACUUGGAACUUCAGCUCCUUUAUGUGCCCAAGCCUAAAGGCGCUAAGGAUGAAGAUAUGCCCAAGAGCAUGAAUGCAUGUAUCCGAGAGAUGCGGGAGGCCGAGAACGCGGCAGCCCGGACUUACGAAGGAUUCCUAUCCCAGCAAGGUGGUGACUGUCCGUACUGGCGACGUCGUUACUUCCGACUGCAGGGAUCAAAGUUGACAGCUUACCAUGAAGUGACCCGCCAGCCGCGUGCUACGAUCAAUCUGGCGAAAGCUGCAAAACUGAUUGAUGACAAGAGUGUACUAACUCAGAAGGAGACGUCGACUAAGGGAGGCGGUCGCCGCAAGUCCGCGUUUGCCGAAGAAGAGGAGGGCUACAUGUUUGUCGAAGAGGGAUUCCGGAUCCGCUUUGCCAAUGGAGAAGUCAUUGACUUCUACGCGGAUAGUCGUGCUGAAAAAGAAGGCUGGAUGAAAGUUCUCUCCGAAACGGUCGGCAAGGGACAUGCAGCAGGCAGUGGACAAGUCAAGCCCUGGACGGAGCUUGUCCUGAGAUACGAAAGAAGCAUGAAUGCUAAACGAGAAGCUGCCGAUCGUCUAUUGGGUAACGCUAACGCUCCUGCGUCAGCCGGUAAUAAUGCUCCUGCGAAGGAGGCUCCCACCCCGGCGACGCAAAAGGCGCAGGCGCCUAAGCCACGACACCAGCACCAUCUUUCUCAGCCCGAGGCCCGCAGCUCGGAGACUCGUCGAGAAAAGGCGCGAUCAGUGGUUUGGUAA